AUGACUUCACUUCAACCAAACCGCCACAAUGACUCCAGACCAUCCCCUGUGGCUGAUCCUCCUCCAUCCAUGGCCUCCCCAGCGGACACGUCCGUCGAGCUGCCUGCCUACAAGGAGAAGUCACUCAAUCGCAGAGCCAGCGACAACUCGCCACCCCCACCUUCCUCUCACAGUACCAGCUUCGAGGCCGCCCCCACCCAGGUUGUAGAACCCGACAAACCUUUAUUCUCUCGUGGUCGAAAGAACGUCCUCCUCACAGUUUUUGCCCUGUCCAUGUUUAUCGAUAUUUUAUUUUAUUCCGCCUUUUUUGUCCUGACCGACUCGGUCGCCAAGGACCUCAAAAUACUGUUUGCUCAGCAGUCAUGGGUCAUCACAUCAUACUCUGUGACGUUUUCGGCCUUUCUCCUCUUUUGGGGCCGCGUCGCAGACUUGUACUCUGCCAAACCGGUCUUCACCUAUGGAUUCGUCUGGUUGGGUAUUCUUAGUCUCAUCAUUUCGUUCCUCAAGGACAAGUAUUCGUUCUUCGUCCUCCGCGCACUGGCGGGUAUUGCCGGGUCGUGCUUGGUGCCCUCGGCAUACCGCCUCAUCACGCAUGUUUUUGAACCACAGGAGCUGGCGUACGCGUUUACCGUCUAUGGUAUUUCUGGCAGUCUUGCGAGCGUAUCUGGUAUGAUCGUCGCAGGGUUUAUUGGAUAUAUCCCUGACGAUGUCGGACAGCAAAACCAGGCUUGGCGCUGGUUCUUCCGUCUCAUGGCCAUUUGCAUUCUCCCACUCGCUGCCUUGUCACUCUUGAUCGUUCCCGAGGGCAGAGGUCAUGAGGCCAGCAGUGCCAAAAACAAGUGGCGCCGCCUCGACCUCGUCGGUGCCCUGCUCAUGCUCUCGUUUGUCGUCCUACUCAUCCUUGGCCUCACCCUCGGGGCGUCAUACGGCUGGAGGAAGCCCGGGUUUCUUGUCCCGUUCCUCCUCGCCUGGGUCCUCCUACCGGCCUUCUUCGUGUGGGAGAACUCGCUCUUGGACACACACGCGCUCAUUCCGUCCAAGACAUGGAGGAUCCCCAACUUUACGCUGUGGAUCGUCUUUUCCCUCGAGAUCUAUGCCUGGUGGAGCUGCAACUUGCUGCCCAUGACAGAAAUCUACCUCACGGUUCGAGGCGAACGUCCCAUCGUCGCUGCGGUCCGCAUGCUGCCAUAG
Molecule: messenger RNA, 1191 nt
Organism: Apiotrichum porosum
Lineage: Eukaryota; Fungi; Basidiomycota; Tremellomycetes; Trichosporonales; Trichosporonaceae
Exons: 3
Coding region: 1-1191 (396 amino acids)
Biological process (GO): transmembrane transport
Cellular component (GO): membrane
Molecular function (GO): transmembrane transporter activity
Source: RefSeq, a predicted model, not a curated record